AUGACAACCCCUCUCGCCGCCUCCGUUCCUCCUCAGUGUUGUUUCUGUAGCUGCAGCCACGCGGAUUGCUAUUCGAGUCUCUUCGACUGCCUAGACCCCGGCUCGAGCAACGGGUUCUACGAGUGUCAGGAACCGCCUCCUGCCACCCUACCUUGCUCGGCGGAGGUCCAGCAGUCGUGGGUGGUGGCCGAAUCGGCGGAGGCACUGGCAUUAGCCGCGGCCGUCAACUGUUCCGGCGGGUCGUUCGAGGUGGAGUGGAGAGGGUCCAUAGUCGUGGAGUCCCCGGUCUACGUCCGCGACGGGACCGUUCUCACCGUUACCGGCGUCGGCUCGACCGCCGUCAUCGACGGAAACGCCGCAACGCGACUCUUCACCGUCGUCGACGCGUCCCUGCACCUGCGGAACGUGAACAUCAGCUACGGUGCGAGCAGCGCGGUCGGCGGGGGAAUCGCCGCGGCAGGGUCCCGCGUGACGCUGAACCACACGAGCUUCGUCGGCAACAGGGCUACCGGCCACGGAGGCGCGGUGUAUGUGUCGAACGGCUCUACCUUGUCCUGCUUGGGAGAUAUAGCCUUCGACGACAACAACGCGACGGGGGACGGGGGCGCCAUGUACGUGAUCGGUGCCUCGGCCGUCGACUGCGGUGCCUCCUGGCUCGGCAACGUGGCGGGUGAUUCCGGAGGCGCAAUAUACGCCGGGAACGGAUCCAGCGUAUCUUGGACCGAUGACGCCGUGUUCGUUGAGAGCGGCGCCGGCCGUUACGGCGGUGCUAUCUGCGUCCUGGAUGGCUCGACGGUAUCAUGGGACGGCCGGACGGAAUUCCAUUCGAACCGCGGUGCUCUUUGGGGCGGAGCCGUGGUCGUCGAACACGGGUCGAGUCUUUCGUGGGGCAGAGACACGACGUUCACGAACAACAGCGCUAUCUAUGGGGGUGCGCUAAUGGUAGUCGACCUCUCCGCAGCUUCCUGGAACGCACCGACCACGUUUCUGGAGAACCAAGCUUGGUAUUCUGGGGGCGCGGCCUACGUCCAAACUGCCUCGAGUAUUUCGUGGACCGGACACGCGGAGAGCGUGUUCGACGGGAACCAGGCUCUGAUUGGCGGAGGGAUAGCUGUGACUCAAAGCUCUGAGCUUUCCUGCGCCGAGGAGACCACCACCACGUAUGUCGGAAACUCGGCAACUAUUUCCGGGGGUGCCCUAGAGGUGGGCUCCGGAUGCAACGCGUCCUUCGGCGGCAACGCUUCCUUCGAAGGGAACAGCGCUGUUGGAGAUCCAGGAAUAUUGGAGAGUGGCUUCGGCGGCGCACUGUUGAUUGUCGGUAGGGAGUUACCUGCCGGCGUUUUCUUCGGUGGUUCGACGGCUUUCGUGGGCAAUUUCGCGGAGAAGGUGGGAGGGGGGCUGGUCGCGAGCUACGCGACGGCGGCGUGGGGCGGGGACACGGCAUUCGUGGGAAAUUCUGCCGGUCGGUCCGGAGGAGCCGUCUUCGUCGUGAAUGGCUCGAGCGUCGCAUGGACCGGGGACACGACCUUCACGUCGAACGAGGCGAGCACCGACGGGGGUGCGGUGGCAUCACCCAUUCUCGACUCCGUGUACAAUCUCCGGAGCUCUACCCUCCUCAUCAACGGACCGACGGCCUUCGUUAACAACACGUGCGGGGGAAGCGGGGGAGGUCUCGCUGCCUUCGACGGCCUGUCGGUAGACGUCGACACGGCGGAUGUUACCUUCUCCGGCAACGCCGCCGAAGUCGCGGGAGGGGCCGUUUUCGUCUCUGGCGCCGGCGUCGGCUUCGUAUUCGUCGACGUGAGCUUCGUGGCCAACUCCGCUCAGGUUGGAGGCGCAGUUUCGAUCGUGGGGUCCGGAAGCUUGAAAGGGUUUUUCGACCUCGAAUGGCCAAGCCCAACAACAUUCGACCGCUGCUCCUUCGUCGGCAACCAAGCGUCCGCAACGGGUGGGGCCGUCGAGAGCGCGGCCGGACAGGACGCCUUCGUCGGUAAUGUGUUCGUGGGCAACAAGGCCGGGACCGGGGGGGCUCUGCGGAUGGCAGGCACGGCGUCUGUGGAGAACUGCUCGUUCGUCGACAACGUCUCAGACGACGGCGAAGGGGCGGCCUUGUCCAACAUCGGUUUCAUUUCGAAGAUGGCGCACAUCUACUUCAGUGAAAACGUCUUCGACUGUCCAUCCGGCACGUUCCUGGACUUCAACGCGUCGGGCGACCCAUUCGAAGCCGUCUGCGCCGGGUGUGACAUCGUGUGCGACGGAUGCGUCUUCGAACAAGGGCUAGUCGGUCCCUCUUGCUCGGAAGCAAUGGCCCACUCGACGAGCGCCGGCGGCAACACCACCCUCCAAGAAGUAUCGAUCGACCGAGGGUAUUGGCGAGCAACAUCCGUGAGCGAAGAAGUCCUCGAGUGCUUCCAGGCCGAUGCAUGUCUGGGCGGGGUGACGGGGACGUCUGGGUAUUGCCUUGAGGGCUACGAAGGACCAUAUUGCAGUAUCUGCAGCGGUGGGUACACGAAGCAACUGGGGUUUUCUUGCACCAAGUGCUCCGAAAACAAGGCUGGUGGCAUCGUGGUAAUUGUCAUGGUCGCCAUAUUGACCAUCUUGGCGGCAGUCGCUGUAGUCUCGUAUGUUAUGUCGAGGGACGACGACGGGGGCGCGGAGGGAGGGUUCGUCGAGCGCGUUGCCGGGCACAUUCCACUCCAGUCCGUGAAGAUCGUGAUCGUGUCGUGGCAGAUCUUGACACAGUUCACGUCCGUGGCGAACGUCACCUACCCUGACGUGUACCAGGACUUCCUGGACGCAAUGGACGUGUUUAACUUCGACCUCAGCUGGGUGUUCUCGACCGGGUGCAUCUUCGACAUCGACUUCCACGAUCGCCUGCUAGUGUCGACGAUCAGCCCACUCGUGGCCCUGUCGUUCCUGGCGUGCACCAACGCCGCCGUCGCCCGUACAAACCGCGGAUCCCCCCGGAACCUCCAGAACAAUGUGUGGCAGAAGCACGUAUCCAUGGGGCUCCUCCUCACCUUCCUCGUGUACUCGAACGUUAGUUCCGUCCUAUUUCAAUCCUUUGCGUGCGAGGAGCUGCACGACGGCAAAAACUACCUCCGGUCGGACUACCGCAUCGAGUGCGACUCCUCCGGGCACAAGGCCUUUCAGGCGUACGCGGGCUUCAUGAUCGUCUUGUACCCGGUGGGGAUCCCGGCUCUCUACGCCGGCCUCCUCUUCAGGGAUCGCGACGUGCUGAGAAAGGAUGAGGCCAACCGAGAAGACCCUCCACGCGUCACGUCGACGUCCCACCUGUGGGAGCCGUACAAGCCGUCGGCGUUCUACUACGAGGUGAUCGAGUGCUGCCGUCGGGUUCUGCUCGCCGGCGUGGCCGUUUUCAUCUACCCGAACACGGCCGCCCAGAUCGCGGUGACUCUGGUCAUCGCGGUCGCGUUCACGAUACUCUCCGAGGCCCUGGACCCGUACUCGUCGAGGUGGGACUCGUGGACGAGCAGGAUGGGGCACGUGGUCGUGCUCGUGAGCAUGUACGUAGCCCUCCUGCUCAAGGUCGACGUGUCCGACGAACGGGCGAGCAGCCAGAGGGUGUUCGAGGCCAUCCUCGUGGCCGUUCACGCGUGCAUGGUGACGCUGGUCGUGAUCGAGACGAUCAUCCUGUCGGUUUCGCUGAGGGCGGCCAAGGAACGGGAAGCCCCGCUGCCGAGGCUCAGCAGCAGCGGGAAGUCGUUGAGCCGUAUGCUCUCGACUAUGCACAUGUCAGAAGGGGAAGAAGAGGCAAGGGAUGAUACAGUAGAUGAGGCAAUACUUCAGAGCGUGACAGUUACACGUACGCUGCGACGUACCAUUUGA
Ectocarpus sp. CCAP 1310/34 is the source of this 3849-nucleotide messenger RNA. The record is from the annotation of a GenBank genome assembly. Lineage: Eukaryota; Phaeophyceae; Ectocarpales; Ectocarpaceae.